AUGGACCUGGUUUACAGCAGUGGCGUGCUAGCUAUACAGCACCUCCAGAGCAGCUGCAGGGAAUACCAUUUCUUCCUAAACUUCAUGUCUGCCGUGGGUGACCCUCGCAACAUCUUCUCUGUGUAUUUCCCUCUCUGGUUCCAUCUCAGUCAUAGUGUUGGUACCAAGAUGAUAUGGGUGGCCGUUGUUGGCGACUGGUUCAAUCUUAUUUUCAAAUGGAUUCUGUUUGGUGACAGACCGUACUGGUGGGUGAAGGAAACUCACUUUUACCACAACGAUUCACUCCCUCACGUGGAACAGUUUCACAUCACCUGUGAAACAGGGCCAGGUAGCCCGUCUGGUCAUGCCAUGGGUUCAUCAUGUGUAUGGUAUGUGAUGAUCACAUCUGCCCUCAACUUUACCAGACCGUCCAGUGAGGCUUCUGUCCAGAAUCUGCAGAGGUUUCGUCUUCUUUGGUCCUGCUUGUGGAUGGCUUUUUGGGUCAUUCAAAUAAGUGUUUGUAUCUCCAGAGUUUUUAUUGCCACACAUUUCCCACACCAGGUUAUCCUUGGUGUUUUAGCCGGUAUGCUGGUUGGUGAGGUGUUUGAUCACAUCCCUUCAAUCCACAAUGCAAGUUUGAAAGUGUACCUCCAGACCAAUGUGUUUCUUCUCUCUUUUGCUGUUUGCCUUUACUUGCUCCUUAAAUUCAUGGACAUUGAUCUUUUGUGGUCAAUAUCUAAAGCCAAGAAGUGGUGUGCUAACCCAGAUUGGAUUCACCUUGAUACAACGCCUUUUGCUGGUCUAGUGAGAAACCUGGGUGCCUUAUUUGGUCUGGGCUUGGCGAACAACUCAGAGAUGUUCAUUCAGAGCUGCAAGGGCAAGAAUGGCAACAAAACAUGUUUUAAACUCAUGUGUGUGACAGCAACUCUCACGUCCCUGCAGCUUUAUGAUUUCAUCAAAAUUCCCACUCACACUGAAGUCCUGUUUUACAUGCUGUCAUUCUGUAAGAGUGCCUUGGUACCUCUUUGUGUGGUUGGUCUCAUUCCUUAUUGUGUUCACUUGCUGAUAGGAGAGGAGAACAAGAAGCUAGAUUAAAUUUUGGAGACCUUGUUCACUUUACUUAAUUAUUGUGCAGUUGCCUAAGCACUCAAACUGUGUUAUGUGUUGUACUGUUAGAUGGGUGGGUUAGAAUAGUACUGUAAGUUUUUAUGUGGUUUAACUUUAUGUUCUGAAUUUUUUAAUCUCGUAGAAAAUAUUUAUCAAACUCUUAUUCAGAGCAAUUUACAAUGCACGAGCAAUAAGGACUUCAGUCACUCUUUGACGGGACACAUUAGUGAUGGUGGGACUGCGCCUGUGACCACCCAGUUACAGGACAGAUACGUUGAGCACUAGGCUACCCUGCCAACCCUGCAAAUGCAAAAUGUACUGUAGGUUUGUUUGUUUGUUUGUUUGUUUGUUUUUACAAAUAUAACCCAUUGUAUGUAUGUUGUUCCACAUAAAACUGUGCAGAAGUGUGAUUUUUUUGUCCACUUUGAAUUGGUGUUUAUUUAAUA
Myripristis murdjan (pinecone soldierfish) is the source of this 1532-nucleotide messenger RNA. Its product is annotated as glucose-6-phosphatase 2. Gene Ontology annotation, molecular function: glucose-6-phosphatase activity. The transcript is spliced from 5 exons. The record is from RefSeq and is a predicted model, not a curated record. Lineage: Eukaryota; Metazoa; Chordata; Actinopteri; Holocentriformes; Holocentridae. Gene Ontology annotation, cellular component: membrane. Gene Ontology annotation, biological process: glucose 6-phosphate metabolic process; gluconeogenesis. Bases 1 to 1074 code for a protein of 357 amino acids.